UUUUGCUUCAAAAAGUGCGGCCCCCACAAAAUAUUAUGUGUGUAAGAAACUUUUUUGUGUCAUGUUAAAUGAUGAAUGCAAACUCCAAUAUUUAUACACAUUAUCAUUUUGGUCAUAUUUUUAUUUUUCUUUUUAAAAUAAAAAUAAAAAUAAACAUUGACUUCUCAUGUGCCAACUUAAGACGUUUUUGUUCGUCUUCUACGGAGUGACUUCGGGUAAGAAGCCCAGAGAGAAGCGGAACCCGGCGGUGAAAAGAUAACAUUAACAUUAACACACGGAGUGACUAUGUUGAACACAACAACGAGGUAUGCACUUUCCAUAUUCCCCUUCUCUCUGAGAUGCACUCACUCUUCCACUGCUUCUGUGUCUUUCAGGUUAUAUUCUCAUUCUCAUUCUCAUAACAUUGAUGAUGCUAUCUCCUCUUUCAUGUCCUCUCGCUAAGCGUCAUCCUCCCUCUGUAAUUGAAUUUAACAAGAUUUUGGGAUCUAUUGUUAAGAUGAAAGCAUACCCUACUGCUAUUUCACUUUUUGAUCUGAUGGAAUCUAAAGGUAUCACUCCUUGCAUUUUUAGUUUGAACAUCUUGAUCAAUUGUUAUUGCCACUCGGGUCGGAUGGAUUUUUCUUUUUCUGUUUUGGGUAAGAUUAUCAAGAUGGGUUACGAAAUGGAUACCAUAACUUUGAAUACGCUCAUGAAUGGACUCUGUCUAAAUGGAAAGACUAGGGAAGCUCUGGAAUUUCAUGACAGGGUAAGAGCAUUAGGGUUUCUGCUUAAUGGGGUUAGUUAUGGGACAUUGAUCAAUGGGUUAUGUAAAAUGGGAGAAGCAAGAGCUGCCAUUGAGUUGCUGCAAAAGCUGGAGCGGCUACAUGUUAGGCCUGAUCUAGUCAUGUACAAUACAAUCAUUGAUGGGUUAUGCAAAGAUGGGCUUUUAACUGAGGCAAACAUUUUGUUUUCUCAGGCAAUUGCCCAGGGAAUUUCUCCUAAUGUAGUCACGUACAAUUCUCUAAUUCAUGGUUUCUGCUGUGCCGGUCAAUUGAAAGAAGCAACUCGAUUGCUGAAUGAAAUGGUUCAACAAAACAUCAACCCAGAUGUAUAUACACUUAACGUUUUGAUUGAUGCGUUAUGUAAAGAAGGAAGAAUGAUAGAAGCCCAAAAGAUAUUUGAUACGAUGUUGGAAAGAGGUCCUAAGCCUGAUGUUGUCACCCACAAUGCUUUGAUGGAUGGAUACUUUUUAAUCAAAAAAGUGAGUGAGGCAACAAAGCUAUUUCGUGAUAUGGACAAUUUGACACCAGAUGUUAAUAGUUAUAGCAUUAUGAUUGAUGGAUAUUGCAAAAAUAACAGGAUAGAUGAAGCCGUAACUUUCUUUAAAGAAAUGCGUCGCAACAGUUUAGUUCCAGAUACUGUAUCAUACAAUUCUCUUAUUGAUGGCUUGUGCAAAUCUGGGAGAAUAACAUGUGUGCAAGAUAUUUUAGAUGAGAUGCAUCAAAAUGGUCAAGCCCUUAAUUUAAUUACUUACUGUAUCUUGUUAGAUGCUCUAUGCAAAGCCCAACACCUUGAUGAGGCAAUUGCAUUAUUUAAGCAAAUUAUUAACAAAGGAAUACGUCCAAAUAUGUAUGUGUACAAUAUUCUUCUGAAUGGUUUGUGCAAAGGUGGAAGACUAAAGACUGCAGAAGAUAUUUUUCAGCAUCUUUUGAUCCAUGGCUAUCGUCUAAAUGUUUGGACUUAUAAUAUUAUGAUCAAUGGGUUCGGUAAACAUGGCUUGUUUGAUGAAGCAACGGCUUUACUUUCAAAAAUGAAAGGCAAUGGUUGCCUGCCUGAUGCUGUAACUUAUGAAACAAUUAUUCGUGCUCUUUUAAAUAAAAAUGAGACAGAAAAGGCAGAGAAGCUUCUCCAUGAAAUGAUCAGUAUAGGCCUACUAAAGAGAGAGAACAAGGAUUCAAUGUCUAAUAUUCCCUUGGAGGUGGAACAGAUUCUUGGAUAGGAACUAUGUUCCUCUAAAAGAUUAUAAAUUCUAUCGAAUAUUAUGUACAUUCUCAAUCCUUCUAUCUCCAAAUGAAUGGUGUUUCUUGUCUCUUGAUAUUCACAAUGAGCUGAGUAGUGGUAUGGGGAAGCUGGCUGUGAACUAAGACUAUUGUUUUAGAGUGGAUAUUUAUUUCCCCUCUAGCAUAUUAAGAAUUGCAAAAGUAUCAUUUACUUUCUUUGCUUAGCUGUCCCAAGGAAUGUACGCCUUUGGAUUGGUUAAAAAAUUGGGCUUGGUGUAGAGCAACAUUAGUCUUUACUAGGGAAAUAUUAUUGCUAGUCACAUUUA
Messenger RNA from Gastrolobium bilobum, 2305 nucleotides. RefSeq names its product pentatricopeptide repeat-containing protein At1g62670, mitochondrial-like. The record is from RefSeq and is a predicted model, not a curated record. Gene Ontology annotation, molecular function: protein binding. The coding region runs from base 407 to 1978 and encodes 523 amino acids. The transcript has 2 exons. Lineage: Eukaryota; Viridiplantae; Streptophyta; Magnoliopsida; Fabales; Fabaceae.